CUCUCCCUAGUGCGGUAGCAAAGUAGAAAUAUUAUACACAUGUAAAAUAUAUAUAUAUCAAAAUAUAUUUCCUAACUUUUAAUUUAGAUAUUUCUCUUUCUGAAAUAUACAGCAUAGAUUUGUUAAGAACGACAGUACUGUUGGAAUGCUGACAAUGGAGACCAGAACUAUAUCAGUGGGGACCUUUGUGGCCUCUUGUUUCGCCACCACCAUUGGAGUCGUAGUAUCAGUCAGUUUUCUCACUUUUAAUUUGUUUCACAGACAUAAAAGAUUUAUGAAAAUGUCGAGUCCGAAUCUCAAUAUACUGAUCAGUGUUGGUGGAAUACUGUUAAAUAUUGUCUGUUUAAUGUAUGGAAUGGACUAUUUCUUUGUGGAGCGUUAUCAGGAGGCUACAGUAACAUGUCAGAUGAGACUAUGGAUGAUAGUGUUUGGAGUAUCCUUGGUGUUUGGACCGAUUUUCUCUAAGAGCUGGAGAGUGUACAAAAUAUUCCGGAAUGCUGGCAUCAAGAAAGUGGUAAUCAAAGACAAGAAGCUAUUUAUGAUUUGUGGUAUUGUGCUGUGUUUGGAUGCUUUCUGGUUGUUCCUCUGGCAAAUCAUUGAUCUCGUCCAAUCAAAACGUGUUGCUGUCUUGUUAAAGAAAUCGAAUACAAACAACACGCAUAGUCUUCAAGAUCUGGGUUAUAUACAGGAAUGCACGUGUGGAAGGGUUGACGUAUGGCUAAGCCUUAUCUUUAUCUGGAAGUCACUUACAUUUUCCUAUGGACUUUAUAUAGCCUGGAAGACGAGAAACGUGUUGUUGCCUCCAAUGAAAGACUCUCCAAGUAUCAUUAUCAGUGUUAUUUUCAGCAUGUGUACUACAUCAUUAGUUGUUGUGUUGUCGUCAUUAUUGCGUCACGACCCGGAUGCUGUUUAUGUUCUCCAUAUAUUAGCCAUAACCAUAUGUUGUGUGGUAAUUCAAAUAACCGUAUUUUUGCCUAAGGUUCUGUAUUGGUGGAGGACCCCAAUAGAAAAAACGGUACGUCUGUCUACAUCAGUGUACGAGUAUGGAGGGCUUAAUUCUGAAGAGGAGAUGUACCAACUUAUUGCAGAAAACAGAGCUCUUAAGAAGUCUUUAACUGAGAAAGCAUCUAAACUGUCUAAGUUGGAAGAGAACUUACAGACAGCUAAACAGACACUCAAAAGUAUGUCGGAAAAAGAUUUCAAAUUGGAUGGCGAGUUUGACGUUGAUUUAUCCGAGUUUAAACUUGACAGUGGCCUCGAUGUCGAUUUGUCCGAGGUUACUAGCACCGAUGAUGAACUGUCUAUUAGAUAUGGUAAAACAAGAAUAAAGACCAGUAUGACGAGACUUAUUCCAGGAACAAAUGAGGUCUCUAAUGUUAAUGAGGUACCAACGUUUCGCGAUCAUGCUGCCUUACAAAGAUCGAACUCAGAUAGCGGACGUAUGGUGGCUUACCAGAAACAGCAAUCUAGAACUAGUGUUUGUAGUUUACAGAACUAUUAUCGUUCGACAGAGUGCUAUGAUAAUAUACAAGCAUCACUUAAGUCGAAAAAUGACAUUGUUGGAUCUGUAGCCAAAAGUUAUAACCUUGAUGACAAUGAAGAUACGCUCUCGUAUGUCAGUAGUUAUCUCCCCUUGAAGGGUACCAGGAGAAAGCUAAACUACACGUUAAAAGACACAGGAGUUUACUUAUCUCCCGCCAAUACAACAACUAUAUCCAACGACCAGUUAUACCCGUCAUUUGAUUACGAACUCAGUUUUGGAAGUACAAUUAUUGCUAAGUCAUCAAAUAUAGACCCUCAUGACAAAACUUCAGUGUGCAAGUCAAAGAGACACAAGAAGUAUAGAACACCUAAACCUUCUUACGAAAGGACAAAACAUGGAGAUAAAAUUGUUGUACGCAAAUGCUAUUAUUUGUAGAA
Mytilus trossulus (common blue mussel) is the source of this 1920-nucleotide messenger RNA. RefSeq names its product gamma-aminobutyric acid type B receptor subunit 2-like. NCBI's taxonomy places the organism in Eukaryota, Metazoa, Mollusca, Bivalvia, Mytilida, Mytilidae. The record is from RefSeq and is a predicted model, not a curated record. Gene Ontology annotation, molecular function: G protein-coupled GABA receptor activity. Bases 146 to 1918 code for a protein of 590 amino acids. Gene Ontology annotation, cellular component: membrane; G protein-coupled receptor heterodimeric complex. The transcript is spliced from 8 exons. Gene Ontology annotation, biological process: gamma-aminobutyric acid signaling pathway; G protein-coupled receptor signaling pathway.